Racocetra fulgida is the source of this 445-nucleotide messenger RNA. Lineage: Eukaryota; Fungi; Glomeromycota; Glomeromycetes; Diversisporales; Gigasporaceae. The record is from the annotation of a GenBank genome assembly.
UGUUGAAACAGUUAAAUAUAAUUCUGUCACAAGUAAACCUGACAUUAGAAUGGAUAUGACCAUUAUAUAUCUCCACAAAUCGUCUAGAUUUAAGUAUUUAGAUUCUAUGGGUUCAAACAUCAAAUUACAAUCAUCCUAUUUUAUUUCUGAACUUUUCAGAUUUUCAAAGUCUGGAAAAAUAAUGAUAGAAGCCAUCGAUAUUAACUACCUACGACCAUCAGCUAUUAAUAUAAAUAUCUCUGAAAGCUCUUCCUCUAUAAUGGCAAAUGCACUAUCAAUAAUUGAUAUUAUUGAUGAUGAUAUUAAUUCUCUAUUUGAUAAUGAAAACAAUAUUAAAAAGUCUGCAAAUUCAAGUAAAAAUGUAAAUUUACAAUCUGAAAUUGAAGAUCAAGAAAUUGAUCGAGAAAUUGAUGAUCAAAAAAUUGAUGAUCAAGAAAUUGAUUAA